AUGUCUAGGAACCCAUGUAUUGGGUCUGAUUUGGUGGCCGAUGUUGUUGCGGAUCGUGUGCGUGCUCAGCCAUUGACACGGCCCACUAACGUCGUUUUUGGUUUGAAAAAUGAUUACGACAUGCAUAUUACUUACCGUGUUGCUUGGCUUGGUGUUGAGAAAGCGGGGAGUGAAGUAUAUGAUGACCACGUUAUGUCCUUCGAUCAGCUUAGAUGGUACAGUGAUGCUGUGAUGGAAAAUAACCCAAACGGCUAUAUCAACCUUGAUUUUCAGCAGCAAACCGGAAGAUUUGUUUGGUAUUUCAUAUCAUUUCGCACUUACAUAAAUGGAUUCAAGCAUUGUCGCCCAUUGUUAUUUCUUGACGAUACUUUUCUCAAGGGCCGGUUCAAGGGGAAUUUACUUGCGGCUACUGCGAUGGAUGGAAACCAAGGUUUGUUCCCAGUCGCGUUUGCCAUUGUUGAUUCUGAAAACGCAGCAAAUUGGGAGUGGUUUCUUCGACAAUUGUCAGAGGUUGUUGAUCAUGGUCGAAAUUUGACAUUUGUUUCCGAUCGUCACAUUGGGUUGUUACAAUCCAUGUCAAAAUUUUUUCUAUUGGCACAUCAUGCGUUUUGCCUCAUACAUCUUCAAAUGAAUUUGAGAGACCGAAUGAAAUACGUUAAUGCCAAGCAGAAGUUAGGACUGAUGCGCAAGUUACGCGAAUGUGCGUACGUACCCACCGUCACUUCCUUCAACCUGAAAAUUGAGGUCUUGAAAUUGUGUAGUCCGGUUGUUGUUGGGGAGUUUCUGAAAGAUUUGGAUCCAAAACAUUGGGCCAAUACGCACUUCGGUGGUAGGCGGUAUGGGGAGAUGUCGUCAAACGCUGCCGAGUCGUUCAAUAACUGGAUUCGCGAAGCGCGCCACCUUCCUAUUAUGCAGUUGGUUGAUGCUAUUAGGGGUCAAACUAUGGAGCAAAUGUUGAAGCGUCAGGUGAAAGGUAACAAAUGGGUUGGCCAACUUUGUCCAAAGAUAGAGAAGAAGUUGGAAGCCGAAUACAAAACUAGCAAGCCAUGGAUUGUGAAAAGGUUUCCGUGUUCACACGCAGUGGUCUCAUUUCAGAAUAGCGGGAGAAAUAUAUAUGAUUCCAUUGAACCUUAUUACCAUGUUUCCGAGUUCAAGGCAUCAUAUUCUGAGUCCAUUCACUCUAUUCCAACAGUUGAGAAACCCAUCGCCACGCCCAUUGAUUACCUCAUAGCACCACCCGUUGUUAAGCGUUCAUCUGGGAGGCCAAAGCGGAAGAGGAUUCCAUCUAGGGGGGAGGUGGUGCAACGUAUUCGGUGUGGACGAUGUGGGAAGAUGGGCAACCACAACAUGAAGACAUUCAAGGAACCGAUUUAG
Messenger RNA from Camellia sinensis, 1374 nucleotides. RefSeq lists its product as uncharacterized. NCBI's taxonomy places the organism in Eukaryota, Viridiplantae, Streptophyta, Magnoliopsida, Ericales, Theaceae. The record is from RefSeq and is a predicted model, not a curated record.